Fusarium oxysporum Fo47 is the source of this 2388-nucleotide messenger RNA. RefSeq lists its product as uncharacterized. The record is from RefSeq and is a predicted model, not a curated record. NCBI's taxonomy places the organism in Eukaryota, Fungi, Ascomycota, Sordariomycetes, Hypocreales, Nectriaceae. The transcript is spliced from 2 exons. The coding region runs from base 1 to 2388 and encodes 795 amino acids.
AUGGCGGACCAAGCCACAACGAGCCCAGCCAUUGGGAGCCCCCCAGGCCUCCAUUCAUCACGAGUCGCUGCCAUACAGGCACUCCUCCAACAAUGGACGCCUCUUCCGCAUUCGACGAAGUCACCAGAAGAGGAGUUCCAAGAAAAGUAUAAGGAAGCACAAGCACGUUUCGACACAGCGACCGCCUUGACGCGUGGCCAUUCAGAGGACCCAGCCUCGUACACAGCUAAGGUGGAUCAUGUCGUAUCCUGCGGAAUCCGCCUGAACGAACUAGUCGCAGAGCAUAAAGCACACAAGGAUGAUAAAGAGCGCAAGUAUCAGCAGUUGUUCUUGAGUCAACAGGUUGCUCUUAUUUUUGGGCUCCUCGACACAUUCGGUCCUGAGCUCGGUAAAGCGUUGUACAAGACGUGGCGAAUGCGUGGCCAGCGGCCUUUAAAUAACCCUACCCAGCCGAAUACUAUCGCUGGCUCAGCAGCUGAGGUGACGGCUAACUCGUCUUUCACUACCAAUACAAGCCCCGUCUCGCAACGACUACAUCCACAGAACGCUACGAAUGAAACCGCUCUUGUCCUUCCAGUCGCCGAAAGCUCUAGAGUUCAAGAAGCACGCACAACCGGCCAGUCUUCAGAAAAGGCCCAACAGCCAUCGCAAGCCCAGCAGAAGAGACCCGCGAGCCCUCCACACGCCAACCUAUCCCACCUAGCCAAGCGGUCCCGGCCAAACAUACCUCAGCCUCCAAAGUCACUUACCGGCGACCGAUCGAUCGACUUCGCCGACGUGUACCAGGACGGCAACGCCGAAACAAAAUACAUGAUCACCUCUCACAAGGAUUCUUGGUAUAUUCUAGAGUGCAAGAAAUGCAAACUGCACUUCAGGACCAUUAAUCCCGUCAAAGGUGCUCGAAAGCAUUUGACAUCAGGGGCGCAUGGUCACUUACAGCCCAAUCACGACCAGACAAUUAGUAUGCUCGGCACGCGGGUGAGAGACUGCACCAAGGAGCUGGCAGAUCUCAACAAUGACGUUACGCAAAGGCCUUCGUACGAAGCUCUAGGUAGACCUUCAAGCGUUCUUUCCACUGAGUCCACAAGCUCUAGCCGCGAGCACCCUCGAACGAGAAGCACCCAGGUCAUCCCCGGUCUGGACCCAAAGCCAGGUGAGAUUUACACCGCCUUCUGGCCAAAGACGAAGCAAUUCUACGCGAUCCUCGUCUUGCCGUGGGGCAGCUUCCGCCAGUUUGGUUGGGAAAUGACACUCAAGAGCUGCUCCGAUAUUCUAGACAGGGACAGGGAUAUUCCGAGCUGCUACAACUACGAUCGUGAUACAGAGAGUGUCGAGUGGACUGAGAACUACAAGCCUGGGGGCCGGUAUUAUCACAAGCGGAAAUAUCCGGUGCUCUAUUUCGAUGCGGCCGACGUUCCGGGGAAGUGUCUUGUCGGAUGGGUUGGCGUUAAUGAGUUUCGAUAUUACGAUCCUCAUGAUGCAGAGAUUCCUUUCAAAGACAAGGUCGAUGACUUUAUCCGAAGAAUGGGGGAGCGCAAUCUGUCGGGAGAUGUCGAAAUGGAUGCACAAGCUACUGACUCAGCCUCAGGCAAUGCCUCAGAUCAACAACAGAACACUGGAGCCGAUCAGCCACGGUUGGGAGCGUCUAUGCGUACAGCUAUUUAUGUCUCGGACGGCGAUGAUAGCGACGACGAUGAGGACGAGACUGAAGCUAGGCCGUCAACGGUGCGGCAACAACCGAAAGAGCCACGAGUAAAGACCGAGCCGACGAACGAAGAAGCUCCGACACAACCCUCCGAUGCUGCUACGGCGCAAACAACUACCAACUCGGUCGGCUCAGAGUCGGCGAAUCAGUGGAAUGGCCUUGAUCAUACACCGACUGUUCCAAACCCUGGCUCACGUGUUGAUGCCAACGGUAUGCUCAACACUGCGGUACCAAACACCUCUGCGGUUGAGGAUUCUAGUAUUUCUUCCUCUCAUGCGCCUCCCAGACCCGGUAGGCAGAUAUGCGAUGAGCUUCCAACACCAUGCUGGAGCGGGCCCCAGCCGCGAGAGCACCAAAUUGCUCCGAUCGAGGACACCGGUCCCCGUGCCCCAGAAGCCGUAAUGGCUCCCGGAGAUCCCCCAACAGCAAACGGACCAGCUCCAUUCGCACGCAUGAGCAAUCACGCUGCGUUGGAGAACUCUGCUCCGUUGGACCUGUAUGGCUAUCUAUCUCCUGAAUUCGCCGCAAAUACGACUGCAGAUGCCGCGGGGAAUGGUGGUUUGAUAUGGAUGACGCCGCGGACCGCGACGGAGGUAUCGCGGGACCGUGAGAUAGACAUCCGAAACGCAGCUGCGAGACGAACUAAUUGGCGGCAGCCAUUUGUCAGUGACGAUACUGAUUAA